AUGGCAGAGUCGACGAUAACUGAGGCCUCGCUGCGUGGUGCCAUCACCGAGAGAUUGAACGCUGUUCAUGUCGAGGUCACAGACAUGUCUGGUGGCUGCGGCCAAUCCUUUACCUCGCUCAUCGUAUCACCCCAAUUCGCCGGUCUGAACUCGCUGAAGCGGCACCGGGCCGUCAAUGCCGCCCUCAAGCAGGAGAUUGCCGCCAUACAUGCCUGGAGCGCCAAGUGCCAGACGCCCGAGGAGUGGGAAAAGGACAGGGCAAAGAACGGCACAGAGGCAAAGCCGCCCAUGGACGGCACAAUCGGUGGACAGGUACAGGGCACGAAUGCAUAA
Molecule: messenger RNA, 333 nt
Organism: Pestalotiopsis fici W106-1
Lineage: Eukaryota; Fungi; Ascomycota; Sordariomycetes; Amphisphaeriales; Sporocadaceae
Exons: 2
Coding region: 1-333 (110 amino acids)
Biological process (GO): intracellular iron ion homeostasis
Cellular component (GO): cytosol; nucleus
Molecular function (GO): 2 iron, 2 sulfur cluster binding
Source: RefSeq, a predicted model, not a curated record